Aspergillus japonicus CBS 114.51 is the source of this 2248-nucleotide messenger RNA. RefSeq names its product acetyl-CoA synthetase-like protein. NCBI's taxonomy places the organism in Eukaryota, Fungi, Ascomycota, Eurotiomycetes, Eurotiales, Aspergillaceae. Gene Ontology annotation, cellular component: cytosol. Gene Ontology annotation, molecular function: AMP binding; acetyl-CoA synthetase activity. The transcript has 4 exons. The annotation marks the transcript as partial. The record is from RefSeq and is a predicted model, not a curated record.
GGGCAAGCUACCAAUUGAACUGUAUUUAAGGUUAUGAAUGUCUACCCCGGCCUUCACAGCAAAUACUCUUACCCCAACAAGACAUACACACCUCCGUGAACACUCUCAAAUCCACCACGCCAUCCCAACCAGCCAUCCAUAAUGACCGAGCCCAGCAUGGUCGACGUGCCCGCCUCAUACAUCUCGUACGCAACCCCAACUCCAACACCCAGCCCCCUGAAACAGCACAAACCCUGACCCCAACGCUACCCAGAAACCACCCAUCGACCCCGCACCUAGCCAACCUGAACCAAUACCGCAACCUCUACCAAGAAUCGGUGCGCGACCCCGACCACUUCUGGCGGGCGAUGGCCACCUCCGCCCUGCACUGGGACCGGCCCUUCCACACGACGCGCCACGGAUCCCUCGAGGCCGGCGACCAGGCGUGGUUCCUCGGGGGCCGGCUGAACGCCAGCUACAAUUGCGUGGACCGGCACGCGCUCGCGACCCCGGACAAGCCCGCCCUCCUCUACGAGCCCGACACUCCGACCCGCAACCAGCCGCAGCCGCAGCAGAUCACCUACGCCGAGCUCUUGCGGGAGGUCUGUCGCCUGGCGUGGGUGCUACGGGAUCUGGGCGUCCGCAAAGGCGAGAUCGUGACCAUCUACAUGCCCAACAUCCCCGAGGCCGUGGUCGCCAUGCUGGCCUGCGCGCGCAUCGGCGCCGUGCACUCCGUCGUCUUUGCGGGGUUCUCGGCCCCCGCGCUACGGGGACGGCUGCAGGAUGCGCGGUCGCGCGUGAUUCUGACGGUGGACGAGGGCGUGCGCGGGGGCAAGACCGUGCCGAUGAAGCGGGUUGUUGAGGAUGCGGUCGUGGGUUUACGAUAUGGUGGUGAGGAGGCUGACGGCAAGUGCCAGUGCCUCGUCCUCCGGAAGACCGGCAGCCCGGUGCCCUGGUGCCAGCAGACACAGGAUGCGUGGUGGCACGAGGAGUGUGCGCGGUGGCCCGGCUAUUACGCGCCCGAGGCGAUGGACGCCGAGGAUCCGCUGUUCCUGCUGUAUACCUCCGGGUCGACGGGGAAGCCCAAGGGCCUGCUGCACUCGACGGCGGGCUAUCUGCUGGGCUGCGCGGUGUCCGGGAAGUACGUGCUGGAUCUGCACCCGGCCGACACCAUGUUCUGCGCCGGCGAUGUCGGCUGGAUCACCGGCCACAGCUACAGCGUCUACACGCCCCUGGUCCUGGGGCUCGCCACCGUGCUCUUCGACGGGACUCCGUCCUUCCCCACCUGUGCCCGGUAUUGGGACAUCCUCGCGCGCACCCGGGCGACGCACUUCUACACAGCCCCGACCGCCCUGCGGUUGAUCAAGAAGGGCAACGGGAACGCGUACGCCGCGGCGGAGUCGCACAACCUGGAGCGGCUCCGGGUGGUGGCUUCCAUCGGGGAGCCCUUGGCCGCCAAUGUCUGGCAGUGGUGUCAUGACACCCUUGGUGGCCAGGUGCAUGUGCUGGAUACCUACUUCCAAACCGAAACAGGCUGCCAUGCUUUCGCCCCUCUGGCCGGGGUUACCCCGACCAAACCCGGCUACGUGGCGCUGCCAUUUCUCGGCUUCAAGCCCAUUCUGCUGGAUCCGGUCUCCGGGGCCGAGAUUCGCGAGAGUGGGACCGAAGGCUUGCUGGCGUUCGAUCAACCGUGGCCCAGCAUUGCCCGCACGGUAUGGGGCGACCAUGCCCGGUACAUGCAGACUUACUUCGAGCAGCAUAAGGGAUACUUUACAACAGGAGACGCCGCCAUCCGAGACCGCAACGGAUACUUCAAAGUCCUGGGCCGGGUGGACGAUGUGGUCAAUGUAUCGGGCCAUCGACUCUCCACCGGCGAAAUAGAGUCCGCUCUCUUGAAUCAUGGCGCCUUCGCCGAAGUUGCCGUCGUGGGGACCGAGGAUGAGCUGACCGGACAAGCAUUGGUCGUCUUCGCAUGCCUAAAGAAUGACCUAGAAGAUGAGAAGACUAAGUCACAGCUCCGACAGUCGGCCCAGCAGCACAUUGGGAAAUGCAUCGGGCGCUUUGCCGUGCCUCGAAAGGUGUUUCUGGUCGAUGAUCUGCCCAAGACACGAUCCGGCAAGAUCAUGCGACGGAUUCUGAGGAAGAUCCUGGAGGGCGAAGAGAAAGAGUUUGGCGAUCUGUCCACGGUAAAUAUUCCUGCCCCUUGGCAAUGCAGAGAUGCAAGCGUUAUGUCGGGACAAAACGACGUGCUGACCAAAGCGACCUUCCG